Messenger RNA from Yarrowia lipolytica CLIB122, 1722 nucleotides. RefSeq lists its product as uncharacterized. Gene Ontology annotation, biological process: nucleus-vacuole junction assembly. Gene Ontology annotation, molecular function: protein binding; protein-membrane adaptor activity. NCBI's taxonomy places the organism in Eukaryota, Fungi, Ascomycota, Dipodascomycetes, Dipodascales. The record is from RefSeq and is a predicted model, not a curated record.
AUGGCAGCAAGUGCUGCAGACAGAAUGGGGCGACAGCGUAUGUCUGGUCUCUCUUGUUCAGCUCCCCCCCGCCCCACAGUCGUCACUAACCCAGGAAACAAACAGGACGGCAACUACGCGCCCGUGCUGGCCGAGGACGAACGGGAAGCCGUGGCUCUCCUGCUGCGAUACCUCGAGAACCGAGGCGAAGUGGACUUUUUCUCCAACGGGCCCCUCCGAGCCCUCAGCACUCUGGUCUACUCGGACAACAUUGACCUGCAGCGAAGUGCCGCCCUCGCAUUUGCAGAAAUUACAGAGAAGGACAUCCGGCCCGUCAACCGAGACUGCCUCGAGCCCGUGCUGCUGCUGUUGCAAAACACCGACCCCGACAUCCAGCGAGCAGCCUCUGCUGCCCUGGGCAACCUCGCCGUCAACAACGAAAACAAGGUGCUGAUCGUCGAGAUGGGCGGCUUCGAGCCCCUCAUCCGACAGAUGAUGUCGCCCAACGUGGAGGUGCAGUGCAACGCCGUGGGAUGCAUAACCAACCUGGCGACCCACGAGGCCAACAAAUCCAAGAUUGCUCGCUCCGGCGCUCUGCUGCCACUCACCAAGCUCGCCAAGUCUAAGGACAUGCGAGUCCAGCGAAACGCCACUGGUGCCCUUCUCAACAUGACCCACUCGGACCAGAAUCGACAGGAGCUGGUCAACGCCGGCGCCAUCCCCAUUCUGGUGUCAUUGCUGUCGUCGCGAGACCCCGAUGUGCAGUACUAUUCGACCACCGCUCUUUCCAACAUUGCUGUGGACGAGUCCAACCGAAAGAAGCUGUCUAGCUCGGAGCCCCGGCUGGUGGAGCAUCUCAUCAAGCUGAUGGACUCCGGCUCUCCUCGGGUCCAGUGCCAGGCUGCUCUUGCUCUGCGAAACCUCGCCAGCGACUCCGACUACCAGCUGGAGAUUGUCAAGGCCAACGGCCUCCCCCACCUGUUUAACUUAUUCCAAUCCACUCACACGCCGCUGGUUCUUGCGGCCGUCGCUUGCAUCCGAAACAUCUCCAUCCACCCUCUCAACGAGACCCCCAUCAUUGAGGCCGGCUUCCUUAAGACGCUGGUGGAGCUGCUGGGCGCUAGCGACAACGAGGAGAUUCAGUGCCACACAAUCUCCACCUUACGAAAUCUCGCUGCCAGCUCUGAGCGAAACAAGCUGGAGAUUGUCGAGGCCGGCGCCGUGCAGAAGUGCAAGGAGCUAGUGCUGGACGCUCCUCGACUGGUCCAGAGCGAGAUGACUGCAUGCUUGGCUGUGCUCGCUCUCGGAGACGAGCUCAAGGGUACAUUGCUGGAGCUGGGAAUCGCUGAGGUUCUGAUUCCCCUCACCUUGUCGGACAACAUUGAGGUGCAGGGCAACAGUGCCGCUGCGCUUGGCAACCUGUCUUCCAAGGUGGGCAACUACGACACGUUUGUCAACCACUGGAACGAGCCCAGCGGAGGAAUCCGGGAGUUUUUGAUCCGGUUCCUCACCAGCGGCGACUCUACGUUUGGCCACAUUGCCGUGUGGACCGUGCUGCAGCUGCUGGAGUCCAAGGACCAGCGUCUUAAGGAUCUGCUCAAGAACUCCAAUGAGAUUGUCGAUGCCAUCCACCAGCUAUCCAGCAUGAACUCUGAUGGGGCUGACGGCGAUGGAGAGGACAUGCGGGAUUCCAAGAGCGAGGUUGUCAUGUUGGCUAAAAAGGUGGCUCCUUUGCUCAAAUAG